AUGCUCAAGGGCGCCCGCGCGCUGGCAGCCUUGGGGCCUCUCGGGGUGCACCUCGUCGCCCUUACCCUACCGGAGCUUGCCGGCCGUGGCGUCUUGGAGCUCACGAUGUCCACGAGGCAGAGCUUCGGCCCCGCCACCCCUGCCAAGGCGCGCCGCUCGGGCCCGAGCUUGGGCCGGCCUUCGCGAGAGAGCCUCGGGCUGCUCGAAGGAGCGCAGCCGGCGUCCCCGGCGAGCUCGGAGGCCACGACCGCCGCGCCGCGCAGGAUAUGGGUGGCCUCCGUCGCCACUGCCGUGCGCACAGUCCCCAACGCGAUGAGCUUCAAGAUAGCCACGCUUGCGGAGGGCCAGGAGGUGGUCGAGGUCUGGUCGCGGCAGCACUACCACGGCUGGGUGCAGGUGGAGCCCAGGGGCUUCGUGCAGUACGACCACCUGCGGCCCGCGGAGGCGGCCCCGCUCGUCGUGCCGCACCCGCGGUGCAGCGUCGGCGGCCUCACGGCGCCAGCGGAGGCCACGGAGCUGGAGGAGCUGCGGCGCGCCGCCGAGGCGGAGCGGGAGGACCUCCGGCGCGUCCGCGCGGAGCUGCGGAGCGCCCGCGCGGAGUUGCAGGACUGCCGCGAGCAGCGGGACGAGCUCGGCAGGGCCACCAGCCAGAUGCGGUCCAAGCUCGAGGCCUGCGGCGAGGCGGUGAAGCGCGUGGUGGGCGCGCUGGAUGCCGUCUACGGGGAGCGGGCGGGGGGCGAAGCCGAGGCCGCCGAGGCCGGCCUGGAGGAGACGGUGCUGCACACCCCCCUGCUGGGCGGCAGCGCCGAGGAGGCCGCGCGCGAGGCCGGGCGCGACGCGAUCCGCCUGCUCGCCGAGCUGGGCCGCGGCGAAGACUGCGAGGAGAGCCGCACGGACGGUGCCGACGACGAGAACGCGCUGCGUUUGUCACCGACGCCUUCCGCGUCGCACAAGGUCUUUGACGGCCAGCUGCUCGACACCGCUCCGCUGGGAGAGAGAAUUCCGUUGCGCGCCAUCAAUUGA
Molecule: messenger RNA, 1023 nt
Organism: Prorocentrum cordatum
Lineage: Eukaryota; Dinophyceae; Prorocentrales; Prorocentraceae
Source: the annotation of a GenBank genome assembly